Colletotrichum higginsianum IMI 349063 is the source of this 1296-nucleotide messenger RNA. Its product is annotated as CCCH zinc finger protein. Gene Ontology annotation, cellular component: nucleus. NCBI's taxonomy places the organism in Eukaryota, Fungi, Ascomycota, Sordariomycetes, Glomerellales, Glomerellaceae. The record is from RefSeq and is a predicted model, not a curated record. Gene Ontology annotation, molecular function: metal ion binding. Bases 1 to 1296 code for a protein of 431 amino acids. The transcript is spliced from 6 exons.
AUGCCUUCUCAGGAAGAACAGGAGCUGUUGGCCAGGAUCGGCCAACUUGCAGGCAAGAUCAAUCUUCACAAGGCCCAGCAAGCCGGUGUGCAAUCAGUGCCUAGCAAUCAAGCUACCUACGGAAGGAGCACCACUCACCGACAUGGCGGCUUCCCCCACAAGCACCGUGUCGAGCCUUACCCCUCUACUCGAGGCCCCUCGGGGUUUCGUCAUCGAUCCCUGGUGCUGAACAACGGUGGAACGCAAACACCGCCGUCCGAGUCGUCUACUCCCGAGGCCCCUGGUGCGGCUGGUUCCUCCGGCGCCUGGAUUUCCAAAAACACCCGCGGCCAAAGAUCGCUCAUCAACUCGGCCGUCUACGAGAAGAACAACGAGGCGCAUGCCAAGGCUAUCGAGGCAUCGCGACAGCAGAAGAUUCGCCGGCAGGAUGCGCGCGAGCAGUCGCAGCUUGCCAAUCACUUCCACCGUUACGGAGCCCACGCAAGCGCGCCGUCUACCCCUACUAAUCCCACCACAGCGACAGGCAAUCACGAGGUUGAGAUCCAAGGAAUCCGCUUCCGCGUCGCUCACAGCGGCAGCAAGCUCAUCAAGGUGUCGGGAGAUCUCCAUCCCGUCAGUGCAACGCCCAAGGUCGCCUUCGUCGGAGGCGUCAAGUUUCACCGAAGCAAAACGGGCAAUCUGUACCGAGCCGGUGUGCUGGAAGCUCAACGCCAAACGAGCGUCAAGAAGCUCGAUGUGCCUUGCAGCAUGUUUUCGCUGACCGGUUCAUGCGCCAAGGGACCGGCAUGUCGAUACAUGCACGAUGCCUCGAGGGUCGCCGUCUGCCGGGAGCUGCUGCAUAAGGGGAACUGCGCCAAUGGGGAGUCUUGUGAUCUUUCCCAUGACUUGACGCCCCAACGCACCCCGACAUGUGUUCACUUCAUCAAGGGCAACUGUGCGAACCCUAACUGCCCCUAUGCUCACUCUAGUGUGUCCCCAGGUGCCCUGGUCUGCCGUUCCUUCGGAAUGUACGGCUACUGCGACAAGGGAGACAAGUGCGAGGAGCGGCACGUGUUCGAAUGCCCCGACUUCAGCAACACGGGCAAGUGUAGAAGAAAGGGCUGCAAACUACUUCACCGCGAGAGGGCAAGCGUCCUUCGGAAGCGCACGGACUCGGACGAAAUGGAGGACCUGUCGAGCGAUGCCGAGUCGGCAGACAGCGACGACGUUGACUCGGACGAGGUCGAGGAGUUUAUCACCGACGGCGCGGGUGAUGAUACUGACUUCAAGGUCCAGAAGGACUUUAUCUCUUUCUGA